Messenger RNA from Molossus molossus (Pallas's mastiff bat), 5183 nucleotides. RefSeq names its product nucleolar protein 8 (gene NOL8). The transcript has 17 exons. The coding region runs from base 500 to 4024 and encodes 1174 amino acids. The record is from RefSeq and is a predicted model, not a curated record. NCBI's taxonomy places the organism in Eukaryota, Metazoa, Chordata, Mammalia, Chiroptera, Molossidae. Gene Ontology annotation, molecular function: RNA binding.
CUCCCCGGCCCUGGGUGUGGAAGACUGAGGGUAAGGAGUGGGUUUGGGCCGUGGAAAGUGACCGAGCUAUUUGGCCUCCACUGUUCCUUUUCGUCUUUGGGUCUUCAGGGGCAAGAAGGCUGGGCUGAGGAGCUGGGGGCAGGGGGUUCCACCAGGAAGAUGUAGGCCGUGCCUCACGCCCAGAACACGAGCCAGACGUUUGGUUUCUGACGUCGUUUGGGGGUCUAGAGUGGGAAGAAUGUGUCAGCCCCUUGGGAAAGGUAGGGUGUGGCCGCAGAGCGCCUGUAGGUGCCAAACGGGAUUCGAGAUCUCAUGCAGGGCCUCGGAUCGCAGUACCUCCGGGAGUGUCCCUGCGCCCCUUCUGUUCCAACAGCCUGCCCAGAAGAGUUGUGCACUGCAGGUUCUGAAAUUAGAUCUGGUUUCUGAUUCUGGCCUCACCAGUUCUCCGAACGGCAUUGGGAAAUUGAGGCCAUCUCUCCUGCUCAUCUGAAAACAUGAGAUGCACGCAGAAGAUGCGUACAACGCUGGGGAACACUUUGAGUGUAUGCCCAGGCUUAUGAAAGGCAACAGAGAAACAAAGCGCCUUUUUGUGGGUGGCCUUGGCCAGAACAUUUCUGAGGUGGACCUACAAACCCAGUUCAGCAGAUUUGGAGAAGUCUCUGAUGUGGAGAUCAUCACUCGGAAAGAUGACCAAGGAAACCCACAGAAAGUCUUUGCAUAUAUCAACGUCAGAAUAGCAGAAACAGACCUGAAAAAAUGGAUGUCUGUUUUAAAUAAAACCAAAUGGAAAGGUGGAACACUACAAAUUCAAUUAGCAAAAGAAAGUUUUCUGCACAGAUUGGCCCAAGAGAGAGAAGAAGCAAAAGCAAAGAAAGAAAAAUCAACAAUAGGCAACACCAACUCAUUAGAAAAGAUAGGAAUGGUGGAUUUCCAUAUGAAAGCUGUGCCAGGGACAGAAGUACCAGGGCACAAGAAUUGGGUUGUGAGUAAAUUUGGAAGAGUCUUACCUGUUCUUCAUCUAAAGAAUCAACAUAAACAUAAAAUUAUAAAGUAUGAUCCAUCAAAAUACUGCCACAACUUAAAAAAAAUAGGGGAGGAUUUCACAAAUGUCAUUUCUAUAUCCAAUCUCACUUGGGACUUGGAAGGAGGGAAUGAUUCUGAGAGUAAGAAACGCCAAGGAAAAUUUUCUGACUUUUUCAGCCCUCCCAAGAAGAUCGUAAAAGUGCAGAAGGAUGAGAGUCCCACUAUGGCUCUGGCUAUGAGACCAGGACCUAGGAGGGUAAUAACGGAGAAUCCACAGUUAACACAGCAACAGACCUUGCAAGAAGUCUGUGGUGACCCCAUUGCUCUUACAUCCCCCUGUGCACCCAGUUCUGAUGGUCAGAGACUUAAAGGUGUGCCUUUUCAGGCUUCUGGCUUUGAAAAUACUGGGAACAAAAAUAGCAUGUCUAACAAUUCUGAUGAUGAAUUAAGGCUAUCUGAUGAUGCUAACAAUUCUGAGGAUGAAUUAAGGCUAAUGAUUGCAAGACAGGAAAACUUAGAGAGGACUCCAUGGUCCUCAAUCAGUGAAUCUAACUCUGAUCCCUUUGAAGUUGUAAGGGAUGAUUCCAAAGCAGAUGUUCACAAACUUUGUUUAACAGGUUUAGGCAUAAAAUCGUGCCUUGACAGUGAAAAUGAUGUGGGAAAUGAUUGCAUCGAUGAUUCAGGAGAUGCUGAUGAUACUGCAAUGAAAGAAAACGUCAGUAAGGUGAAGAAGAGCACAGAACUCUCACAAGUGGAGGAGUCCACAUACAAGAAAACGUCUUUGAAAAACAGAAGAAACUAUGAGCCUUCUGAUCAUUGUGUUAAGGUACAGAAGAAUAAAAACAGUGUGGAGCUAGCCAUCAGUGAUGGAGCUGAGCGUCUUAGUAACAAAUCUCUCUCCAACUCCAGUAGCAAUGAAGAUGCAGAAUCAGCUGAGUCUGAGGAAGAUGAGUACAACGCCAUGAUGAAAAACUGCCUUCGUGUGUCUCUUACUCUGGCUGAUCUGGGACGGUUGGCUAGCAGUAACCUGAAGGCUCCAGAAGAAGAUGCUGAGAGUGCUGGCUGGGAGACCACCUCCACGUGUGACAGAGCCUCCAAGAGCCACAGAGGUCGACAGUGUAUUUGUCCUGAAGAGAUCCUGGCUUCCCUUUUAGAAGAAGAGAACUCCCCUAGAGAACAGAAACCAGAGGAAAACAACUUAAAGCUAAAAUUCCGGGCAUUCAGGGGAGUAGGCUGCCUCUAUGGAAAGGAAUCAGUGGGAAAACCCUUGAAAGAGAAUGUUGCCUAUAGCAAUAUUAAUAAAAACCAGAACUCCUUGAAACCUGAGGAGCCCACUAGCAUGUCAGUGGAGAAGGGCUUCCCAGAUGCAAAUGGCUCAUCAAGCAAACUGACUACUUACCAAUGUGCAAAGAAAACCGAUGACCCAAACCAUAUUCAGCUUCAACAGGGACAGUUUACUUUUAAGACCCAGAAUCAUAAAGUGGUGCCCCCUAGCAGUUCAGAAAACGGAAGUAGAAAUUCUGUUUCUAGUCUGUUGACUGUAAAAGAUAAGAAAUCUGUAAGUCUUAGUGCACAGACCCCCAGGAAAGUCUUUACCACAAAGACAAGAGAAGGCUCUGAGAAGAGGCCGGAUCUAACCAGCCACAUGGUCCCGGAGAAAUCACCAGAGGUCUCCCCCGGGACAAAGCCACAGGGGAGCAGAACUGACUUCCCACAGUCUCUUGGUAGGUCAUCAGAUGUCAGUGUCAGGGAUAAGCGUGCCGAAGAUAAUCAGAAGCGUGUGUCAGCCUUAGAGGCCAGGCAGAGAGCAAAGGAAGUACAGAAGAAACUGGUUCACAGUGCCCUGGCAAAUUUGGAUGGUCCUCCAGAGGACAAGCGGAUGCACAUCAUCUUUGGUUCUGACAGUGAAAGUGAGACAAAGGAGACGUCCACUUGGGAGCAAAGCCACCUGGCAGAGAAACCAGUAAAAGAGUUCUUGAGUCGAACAUCUGGGAAGCUCUUUGACAGCAGCGAUGAGGAGUCUGAUGCCGAAGACAACAGCAGUCGGUUCAGAAUUAAACCUCAAUUUGAGGGUAGGGCUGGAAAGAAGCUCAUGGAUUUGCAGUCUCACUUUGGCACUGAUGACAGAUUUCGCAUGGAUUCCCGAUUUCUGGAAAGUGACAGUGAAGAAGAACAGGAAGAGGUAGACGAAAAGAAAACGACUGAGAACGAAGAGCUUGCUGCAGAGAAGCUGAAAGCCCUGAACAUCGUGCAGAGUAUUUUGCACACCAACCUAAGCAAUUCUACAAGCAAAGGAUCCGUAGCUGCUAAAAAAUUUAAGGACAUCAUACACUAUGAUCCAACAAGGCAUGACCAUGCCACUUACGAAAAAAAGAGAGAUGAUAAACCAAAAAAAAGUAAAGCAAAGCGAAAGAAGAAAAAAGAGGAAUCUGAGAAGCUACCCAUGGUGUCUAAAGAAAUGUAUUAUAACAUCGCUAUGGAUUUAAAAGAAAUAUUCCAAACUACAAAAGAUACCACUGAAAAGAAAGAUGUGCCCUGGAAUGUGGACUGUGAUGAAGAGAAAGCCAAGGAAGCCCUUGACUCUGCAGCUCCAGUGAUGGGUGCUGAGCAGCCCAGCGGGUUCACGUUUUCCUUUUUUGAUUCAGACACUAAAGAUAUAAAAGAAGAUACAGGGACCUAUAGAGUUGAGACGGUGAAACCUGGUAAGACUGCCUGGCAGGGAGCCCCUCAUUUCCAAGACAGCAGUUCAGAAGAAGAAGAUGUUAUGGAACAAACAGAUGAUAGAAAUCCCAGCCCUGGAGAAGUAUCAUUACCUGAGAAAGAGACCACUAGAUUUUUCUUUUUCUCCAAGAAUGAUGAAAGACUUCUUGGUUCUGACUUAUUCUGGAAAGGAGCAGGAGGUAAUAUUAGUAGGAAUUUCUGGGAGAACAGAACAAACAACCUGCGUAUGGAUUGUCGGAAAAAACAUAAAGAUGCCAAGAGGAGAGUGAAACCAAAAUAAAAAGUGUCAUUAGUUUCGAUACUGAUUGUGAACAUGGCUCACCCAUCAAAAUUGGAUGAAGUAGAAAAUAAUUUAGCUGACAAGAAUUCAGAGUGAAGGAAUAUUCAAAAUCUGGUUAAUGGAUAUCAUUCUGAUUGCUGUUGCUGUUUUUCUGUGCAUUUCCCCUAUUUCUCCCUGAGUACUUCCAAAAAAAUUAACCUGAACUUUUUUUUUCAAUGAAGCACAAGAUAGUCCCUCAAAAAAAAACAAAACUUUUUGUAUAUAAUCUUUGCCCUGUAUCCUCAGUAACUAAUGGGCAUCUUCUGAUGCAAGUUUUAUGUGGAGCCCUUUAAAAUACAUGUCAGAGCACUUGUUUUCCAAGUUAGUUUUUGCGUGAAGUAUAGGCUACUUGAAAGAACUCAUUUAUGAUUGUACCAAAUAUACCUUACUCCCAUUUCGUGUUUUUUAAGAGGCUGAAUGCAAAAGGAUACAUAACCCACUUUCUGUUCCACUUUCUGUUGAUGUAUAUUACAUUGAUAGGUUCUUAUCUACAGCUGCAUAGCAAGUCAUUUCCUCAAUAAUCAUUUAUUUUGCUUACAAAUACCAAAUUUGGUCAGGACUCAUUGGGGAUUGCUUGUCUGUUCUCCAUAUAGUGUCACUGUUGUGGCUGUGCAGGAACUAGUGAACCCAUUUCUAAGAUGGCCCACUCAACUCUGUGCCUGUCCAUGGGUCUCCUCACAGCAUGGCAACUAAGUUUUAGGAUCAGGAAGCAAAUGCUGGAAGCCUCUUAAGGCGUACCUAGCUCAGAAAUUGGCUCAGAGUCAUUUCCACAAUAACGCACCUAGACUCAGUGGGAGGGGACAUAGACCCUCACCUCUCAGUGGCAGGAGUUCCAGUUUGUGACCAUGUUUAAAUCUCACACCCUACGUUUCUCCAAAGCAAAAGUGAUACCAAGUAACAUUGCCUAUCCCCACUUCCUGCUUCCAACAAUUUAAUGUUUCCACCAAGUUAAUCUCCAUAUUUUAUUUCUACCUAACAUGUUUCUACUAUGAUUUCUUGGUUUAUCAGUUUUAGACAUUAUCUAUUGACUUCCUACUCUGAAAAAUCAGGAUUUAGCCCUAGCCAGCAUGGCUCUGUUGGUUGAAAGUCAUCUAGUGCACUGAAAGUCAUCAGUUUAAAU